AUGUUUCCCUCCGUCUCCUCAGCGGGCAGCGGAGCCGUGAGUGUGGGACCCUCCUCUCUCCUCUGUGCCGGGGAAAAAGGUGACUCUGUCCUGAGCGCUGAGACCCCCCUGGACCAAGAGCCAGGUCAACGUCUGUUACAGUUCUUGGACCUCUCCCCAGCUCUCUCUCGCCCUCAGUAUACGUCUACAUCCAGUCAUCUCUCAUUGCCCUGCUCCCUUCUUCCUCACAUCUCCUGGGAACAAAUCAAAGCUAGAGGCUUCAGGGAACUUCACUGGAGUUUCAUCCCCACAACAGCCCCUGUUCCUCAGAGGCUUUUCUCCCUCUCUGCGGGGGGUCCACUCACCUGGAAGCCAGACCAAAACAAAGGACUGCAGCCCGGAACCAACCUGAAGAAAGGAGAUCUGUCUCUGAGAAGAAACCGAGGGGGAAAGGACGACGCAGGAGAAUAUAUUUGUGCCCUGGAGUUUGAAAAUGGGGUGACUCUGAAGAGGAGUGUGCACGUAAAGCUUCUGCACAUCGUCUCCUCUACAGGAAAAGAGCUGAUCUCAGGCCAGCAGCUCAACCUCACCUGCGGCCUCGAGCAGGCGCUGCCCUCUGACCUGCAUCUGAAAUGGUUUCCGCCCAAACAACCGACCCUCUCUGACCCCCGGCCCUCCUCACCUCUCAUCAUCCCGGCGGUGAGCACAGCAGACUCAGGAAAGUGGAGGUGUGAGCUGUGGCAGAACAACACAAAGCUGACGUGGGCUGAGAUAACGCUGGAGAUCGGUGAGUGCCCUGGCUGAGUGUGUGGAU
This is a messenger RNA of Notothenia coriiceps (black rockcod), 793 nucleotides long. It is a transcript of the gene cd4-1, whose product is annotated as CD4-1 molecule. Lineage: Eukaryota; Metazoa; Chordata; Actinopteri; Perciformes; Nototheniidae. The record is from RefSeq and is a predicted model, not a curated record. The transcript has 7 exons. Bases 1 to 783 code for a protein of 260 amino acids.